Messenger RNA from Caenorhabditis remanei, 342 nucleotides. RefSeq lists its product as uncharacterized. Gene Ontology annotation, biological process: olfactory behavior; G protein-coupled receptor signaling pathway. The coding region runs from base 1 to 342 and encodes 113 amino acids. The transcript has a single exon. Gene Ontology annotation, molecular function: G protein-coupled olfactory receptor activity. NCBI's taxonomy places the organism in Eukaryota, Metazoa, Nematoda, Chromadorea, Rhabditida, Rhabditidae. The record is from RefSeq and is a predicted model, not a curated record.
AUGACCACCCAAUCGGACUCUCUCAAAUCCCUGCAACGCCAACUUUUCCACGCCCUCGUCGUCCAAUCCGUCAUCCCCUUCAUCCUAAUGUACGUCCCCAUCGGCAUGGCUUUCAUGUUCCCAAUGUUCAAUAUCGAGUUGAAUUUGAAGUACCCGUUCAUCGGAUUGACUAUUGCUAUCUACCCUGCCAUCGACCCUCUCCCAUCUAUUCUAAUCAUUGCGAGCUACCGGAAAGGUGCCAUCGAUUUGGUGAAGGCGCUGAAAUGCUGGAAUCGGAAAGUGGGAGUGAAUAAGAAUUCCACGAGACAAGAUUCAAUUGUUAUGUUUACGAUUGAGGCGUGA